Messenger RNA from Nicotiana attenuata, 342 nucleotides. RefSeq lists its product as uncharacterized. The transcript has a single exon. Bases 1 to 342 code for a protein of 113 amino acids. The record is from RefSeq and is a predicted model, not a curated record. NCBI's taxonomy places the organism in Eukaryota, Viridiplantae, Streptophyta, Magnoliopsida, Solanales, Solanaceae.
AUGACGGUAACCAGGAAGACUACGGCUAGCCAGAGGAGAGAAACAGCAGUAGGUGAGGCGACUAGCAGGGUACCCCCAGCAGAUGGGGCCAAAUCGGAGUCACAGGGAGAGAUCCCUACCCAGCAAUUACCGGCUCCUCCACCACCUGAGGAGAUUCCUAGGGAGACCGCACAUCCAACUCCCCCUCCGCUUCCAUCAGAUCAGGACUUGAGAAGUGCGGUGCAUUUGUUGGCACAGUUUGUAGCUACCCAACAACAGGCUAGGGCAUCCGCUAGUACAGGACCAUCAGAGGGAUCUGGGAGUUCAUGGGUCCGAGAGUUUAUUGCUUUGAGUCCCCCAUAG